UCUGUGUCUGACUUCACGCCAACUGUGAGUGCUGAGAAAAAACACGAAUGAAGCCACACUUUAACUUUAUAUGAAGAUAUCACCGUGAAUCUCAAUGAAGGCCCAGGAAUGGAUUAUUUUUACUUGUUGCCUCUAUUUCCUGUGCGCAACGGGAGGUGCAUCAGAUACAGAAGAUAAGCUGAUAAAGAAACUCUUUGCGAAAUAUAACUUCAAAGUGCGGCCUUCAAAGACACCCGAGGAAAGGAUCAUUGUUAGGAUUGGCAUGACCCUUUCGGCAUUCGUCAGCCUGAACAUGAAAGAUGAAGAAAUGAACACCAUUGUUAUCAUGAACUUGGAGUGGAAUGAUUAUCGUUUAUUUUGGAACCCGAAAGAUUAUGGUGGAAUUGAUGUGUUGCGUAUACCGUCUGGAAAAGUGUGGCUCCCAGACAUUGUUCUCAUCAACAAUAAUGACGGGGUGUUUGGUGUAGCUCUACAAGUUCACGUUCAGGCCUACAGUAAUGGCCGUGUGACCUGGACUCCACCAGCGCUUUACCGGAGCUCUUGUGGAGUGAAGGUGACAUAUUUUCCAUUUGACUGGCAGAAUUGCACCAUGGUCUUCCACUCAUACACAUACGACUCCUCAGAAGUAGAUCUGCAGCACACCGUUGAUAAGAAGGGAAAUGAAAUCCGAGAGAUCGUCUACGACCAAGGCUUCAGUGAGAGCGGAGAAUGGCACAUCCGUCACAAGGUUUCUAGGAAGAAUGUGCGAGACGACCUGUAUGAGGACAUCACGUUCUACCUGAUCAUCGAGAGAAAGCCCAUGUUUUAUGUGUUUAACAUCGUCCUGCCUUGUAUCCUCAUCACUAUCAUUGCCAUCUUCAACUUCUAUCUGCCACCAGAUGCAGGAGAGAAGAUGGGACUUUCAAUCAAUGUCCUGCUGACUUUAACUGUCUUUCUGCUGCUGCUGGCCAACAAAAUCCCAGAAACAUCUCUGGGUGUUCCCAUCAUUGUCAACUACCUCAUGUUCACUAUGAUCCUGGUCACCUUCUCUGUCAUCCUUAGUGUUGUGGUGCUCAACCUUCACCAUCGCUCACCCAACACACACCAGAUGCCCCUGUGGGUGCGCAAGAUCUUUAUCCACAUGUUGCCUCCGUACCUGGGGCUACUGCGACCUAAAGUGGAGACUCCCCUGUUUCUUGAGAAACCUCUCAAAAAGGAGAACACUCAUGCCAUCAGCCGGCUGGCGGAUGAGUACUUUAUCCGCAAACCAAAUAACACCACCUUCCUCUUCCCCAAACCAAACAGAUACCAGCCAGAGGGUCCGUGCACUGACCUGAAGAAGUUCAUUGAUGGCCCCAGUCAUUACCUCGCUCUUCCUCCGGAGCUGAAAGCAGCAGUGGAGGCCAUCACCUACAUCGCCGAGCAGCUGCAGGCUGAGAAAGAUUAUGAGGCUUUAAAGGAGGACUGGCAAUAUGUUGCCAUGGUGGUUGACCGACUCUUUCUCUGGAUCUUUGUUAUUUUUACCACCGUUGGGACGCUUGGUAUAUUUGCCAAUGCCAGCUUCAAUGCCACACCCACUGAUCCUUUCAUGAGCCUCUAAACCCAAGGGUUGCCUCUCUCACCAUUGACUUUUUACUCCACAAGCAUUGACCUGACAUGUUAUAAAGUAGACUGCUAUAUGUUUAUGGUAUUUAUCUUUAAUAGUGGAAGUGCAGAAAUUCAGCAUACAAUAUUUAGGUUAUCAAUUAAUAGAAACAAAACAGCUUUACAUGUCCAGUGUGAUUUUUUAAUGCGCUGUAAAUACAGUUGAUCUCAAUAUUUUGCCUUUUGAUGAUACGUACAGUAUCUAGAUGUUUUUGCUUUGUAAUGGCUUUAAAUGCUAAUUUCUUCAAGUUAAAAACAUCAUAUUGUUGACAAAACAGCUGUUGUUUCCAAGUAGUUUGGGUAAAAUGUUUUAUGCUAAAGUACAACAUUUCUUAUUCAAAACUAAGUUAAAAAUCAAGCCAUAUAUUCUACACUGUUUCCCUACAUUAAGAGGAAGAAUAAAUUAUAUUAAAUCAUUUGUUUGUGCAAAACUACUUGUAUUGGCGCAUAAUGUGUAAAAUGCUGUUCUGUUAUUUAGUGUGAUGUGUGCUUUUAAAUGUGUGGAGGUUUUUUCGUGUUAUUUCAUGUCAUUUUUUAAUGAAAGUUUUAUUUGUUGAAAAAAUCUUUUAUGUUAUGUUUUAUGUGAUGAAUGAAGAGAAUGUUUCCAGAUAAAGACUAUUUCACAUA
Molecule: messenger RNA, 2250 nt
Organism: Triplophysa rosa
Lineage: Eukaryota; Metazoa; Chordata; Actinopteri; Cypriniformes; Nemacheilidae
Product: acetylcholine receptor subunit beta-like
Exons: 11
Coding region: 95-1579 (494 amino acids)
Biological process (GO): regulation of membrane potential; signal transduction; nervous system process
Cellular component (GO): neuron projection; postsynaptic membrane; synapse
Molecular function (GO): transmembrane signaling receptor activity; acetylcholine-gated monoatomic cation-selective channel activity
Source: RefSeq, a predicted model, not a curated record